UUGCGAAGCGAAACCACUUUCCGUUCAGGCCGGUCCCUCUUCUCCCUUCCGCCACCUCCUCCGCCGCCGCCGCCGCCGCCGCCGCCGCCGCCGUAACCGCCGCUGCAACCGCCGCCGCUCCACCGCGGAACGCACAGGCCGGCUUGCGCUCGGGUUGCCUCGAGGAGAGGAGCGAUCGCGGAAAGGGGAAGCAGGAAGGGAGAAUCGGCGAGAGAGAUGUGGUACCUGUGCGUGUUCUACCACCGGUUGCUGGAUUACCGGAGACCGGAGGUCGAGUCCCUCGCCCGGAUGUUCGGGGCGUUCGAUUCCGACGACGGCGGCGGGGCGGAGCAUCUCGAGUGGCGGAUCCCGGAGCACCACCAUCCCGACUCCCCUUUCCACUUCGUCGACCUCCCUUCCGAGGACGUCGCUCGUGACGUCGCCAAUCGAAGUAUACUUGUCAAGGGUAUUUAUGAACUCUGGGGAGAAGGGGACAGCUAUGAAGAACUAGAAGAUGUGAUUAAAAAUUACCCAGAUGAGCGUAAGCUACCAUAUCUGACUUCUGAAAGCACGUUCAGAAUCACGGUUGACAGUUUUGGGAAGGUCAUUAGCUUUCAGGAGCAAAAUGAACGCAUUCAAAGUCUUACAUACAUCCCAUUCAAGGGACGAGUCAAUCUAAGGAAUCCAGAGCACAAGUUCUGGCUCAUGGAAACAGAUGAUUAUGGAGCCAACAAUGGUCUCCCUCCAGUGGUUAAGAAGAGGAUAUUUUUUGGCCGUGAAGUUGGUAGUGCUGACCGGAAGCUUUUGCCCACAUAUCAGCUCAAAAGUCGAACCUACCUUGGCCCUACUGCUAUGGAUGCAGAAAUGGCUUUCUUGAUGGCCAAUCAAGCAAUGGUAAAACCAGGGAAACUUGUUUAUGAUCCUUUUGUUGGCACUGGAAGCAUUCUUAUUGCCGCAGCUCAUUUUGGAGCAAUGACCAUGGGUGCAGACAUUGACAUUAGGGUAGUACGUGAUGGGCGUGGACCUGAUUGUAAUGUCUGGAGUAAUUUUAAGCAGUAUGGAUUGCCUAUGCCGAUUGGUUUGUUAAGGGCCGAUAAUAACCUCCCUCCAUGGCGUCCUGGGUUAAAAGAAGUAUUUGAUGCCAUAAUCUGUGAUCCACCUUAUGGAGUUCGUGCUGGAGGACGCAAGUCUGGUGGCCGCAAAUUACUAAAGGGGGUUGUGGGCCCUUACACCGUUCCCGAUGACAAGAGGACAGAUCACAUACCAUCAACUGCAGCUUACAGCUUGGUAGAAUGUGUGCACGAUUUGCUUGACAUUGCUGCUAAAAUGCUCAUACUCAAUGGCAGGCUAGUGUUCUUUUAUCCCGUUUUGAGAGAAGACGAGUCCGCAGAAAACCAUUUCCCCGAGCACCCUUGUUUCAUAUUGGUUUCAGCAUCGGAACAGAUAUUAAGUUCACGAUAUAGCCGGGUUUUACUCACAAUGGUGAAGAGAGGUCCUUACACCAAGGAAAUCGAAGAAGCAGCUAGGCUUAAACAUCUGGAGUUCAAGGAAAACCACCUAAAGUGGAUGGAAGACGGUAAUCUUCAUUCUGCAGUUUUUAGCCCUGGUGAGUCGGUAUGCGUCGCGGAGGGCGACACCAAAGUUAGUAAAGAAACAAAGCCGAAGUAUAGAGGGAAAUAUGUGUAGUGCAGUCCUCCUGAAAGCAGAAUCUAACAGGCUAUUAGGCUAGAAAGAGAGAUUUAUUGACGAGGGAGUGAAGUUUAUGGACUUAUGAUGCAGAGCCCUCUCGUCAGUUUUAGCAAUUCAAUUUACCGAUGCAUUUUGUUCCUUCUCAGUAUAAAAGAGACGACACUGCCUUCCACACUGAUUCCAUUUUAGUUUACAUGUAUUCCUGGCACUCAAAAUUUGUGCAUCUUAGUAAGUUGCAAUCCAAGUGAUCAUUAAUCCGAGUCU
This is a messenger RNA of Eucalyptus grandis, 1932 nucleotides long. Its product is annotated as tRNA (guanine(10)-N2)-methyltransferase homolog. Gene Ontology annotation, biological process: methylation. The transcript has 6 exons. The coding region runs from base 217 to 1665 and encodes 482 amino acids. Gene Ontology annotation, molecular function: nucleic acid binding. Gene Ontology annotation, cellular component: cytoplasm. The record is from RefSeq and is a predicted model, not a curated record. NCBI's taxonomy places the organism in Eukaryota, Viridiplantae, Streptophyta, Magnoliopsida, Myrtales, Myrtaceae.